This is a messenger RNA of Triticum turgidum subsp. durum (durum wheat), 609 nucleotides long. Lineage: Eukaryota; Viridiplantae; Streptophyta; Magnoliopsida; Poales; Poaceae. The record is from the annotation of a GenBank genome assembly.
AUGGCUGCGUCUCUCCGCGCGGCGGCGACCACGAGGAUCCCGCGUCCGUCGGUGCUUCGAGGGCAGGGGCUUCGCCGGCUCGUCCACGCCGAGGAUCUUUCCAAAUCCAUCCUCCCCUUAGACAAGGAACAACGUGGUCCGCUAGUCCGGCGGAUGGGGGAGCUGAUGCGUUUGCAGGCUUCCAAAUUCACCCACGCCAUGAAGGAGGAACACCGUGCGGAGCUAGUCCAGCUGAAGAAGGAGCAAUUGUACGAAGUCAUUGCCCUUGUCGACGCCGAUUCUAAAACCUCCUUGCGGGACAAGAGUCUGCUCAAGGACCUCUCUACCCAAAUCGAGCCUAGACCACAUGACCCUCAAUGGCGGAAGAUAACCAGGAGCAAGAAGGUGACCAAGUGGACUGCUUUGGCGGGUAUUCUUGCUAUUAAUGCUCUCGGUUAUUGUGCCCUGCCUUCCGGUCCUGAAAUAGUGAAGUAUGACGGAUAUCUUGUAACCGUGGAGAGUCUUCCCUUGAUACGACAAUAUCAGCACGCUGCUGAGAGAGCGCGUAAGCAAGAUGGAUAUCAGCAUGUUGCUACUUCUGUGGGACUGGACAAGCAAGAGGAGAUGUGA